CCCUCCUCAAACCCCGGCUGGCACCAUGGGAUGUAACAUGUGUGUGGUCCAGAAGCCAGAGGAGCAGUACAAAGUGAUGCUUCAGGUGAAUGGAAAGGAGCAAACCUUGGAAGCACUGCGCUCCUCCAAGGAGCCCCUGGUGAUCCAGGUGCUAAGACGAAGCCCCCGGCUCCGGGGGGACAGCUCCUGCAACGACCUGCAGCUGGUGGACAGUGGGACUCAGACUGACAUCACCUUCGAGCAUGUCAUGGCGCUGGGCAAGCUGCGCCCUCCCACUCCGCCCAUGGUCAUCCUGGAGCCCCCCCCCAUCGGCCAUGAGUAUUAUGACCCAGCGGAGUUCAUGGAGGGCAGCCAGCAGGAGGCAGACCGUGUGGAUGAGCUGGAGUAUGAGGAGGUGGAGCUGUAUAAAGCCAGCCACCAGGACAAACUGGGCUUGAUGGUUUGCUACCGAACAGAUGACGAAGAGGAUCUGGGGAUCUACGUUGGAGAGGUAAAUCCCAACAGCAUCGCAGCCAAAGACGGCCGGAUCCGAGAAGGGGACCGCAUCAUCCAGAUAAAUGGCAUGGAUGUCCAGAAUCGGGAGGAAGCAGUGGCCAUCCUGACCCAGGAGGAGAAUACCAACAUUUCACUGCUUGUGGCCCGGCCUGAGAUGGAGCUGACCAAGCGGUGGAAGGACAGUGACCGUGAGGACUUCCUAGACGACUUCGGCUCCGAGAACGAGGGGGAACUGCCGGUCCAAAAACUUAAAUCCCCCUCCGCUUACCAGCUUGAAAAUGAAGAUGGAAAGGGAACUUCCGGCCCAGGCCCAGGCCUGAACAAUAGCCAAGAACUGGACAGUGGGGUAGGCCGGACAGACGAAAGCACUCGAAACGAAGAGAGCUCUGAACACGAUCUGCUGGGAGACGAGGCCCCGAGCACCACAAACACUCCCGGGAGUCUGCGUAAAUUUGGCCUCCAAGGGGAUGCCCUGCAGAGCCGGGACUUCCACUUCAGCAUGGACUCCCUCCUGGCUGAGGGAGCCGGGCUGGGCGGUGGGGACGUGCCGGGUCUCACGGAUGAGGAGUACGAGCGUUAUCGGGAGCUGCUGGAAAUCAAAUGUCACUUAGAGAAUGGCAACCAGCUGGGACUCUUCUUCCCCAGGGCAGGAGGGGGCAACAGCUCUCUGGACGUCAACCGCAACGAGAGCCUUGGCCACGAGAUGGCCAUGCUCGAGGAGGAGCUGAGGCACCUGGAAUUCAAGUGCAGGAACAUACUACGAGCCCAGAAGAUGCAGCAGCUCCGGGAACGGUGCAUGAAGGCCUGGCUGCUGGAGGAGGAGAGCCUCUAUGACUUCGGGGCCAGCGAGCCGAAGAAGCACGAACUCUCGGACAUCACCGAGCUGCCGGAGAAAUCUGACAAAGACAGCACCAGCGCCUAUAAUACUGGCGAAAGCUGCCGCAGCACUCCGUUACUCAUGGAGCCCCUGCUGGAGAGCCCCUUGAGACGGGUCACCGACACCAUCUUCAAGGCCGCUUGCUUAGGGGCCGAGAAGGCCGCCCCGGGGAACUCGAACCUCAACCAGACCGUCGCCGGCCCCCACAAGGCCGGCCCCCCAGACGGGAGCCCUGCCAAGUUCCGGUCCCUCUCCCGUGAUGGCGAGGUUUGCCAGAGGCAGCAUGCCGAUGACCGACUCCGCCGCAGCCCUAAGGCUGGAGGGACAUUGGAGCAGGUGGGAGCGGAAGGCAGUCCGUACCUCUCCAGGCGCCACCGGGUGCAGGGCCAAGCAAGUGAGCGCUACCACAGUUGCGUGCAGCUGAGUCAGGCCCGGGGCCUGGAGGAACUGAGUCACAACCCGCUGAGCUUGGCCAGCAUGUGCAAGGACUCCCUGGCCAGCCCCAAAGUCGGAGGGGCGGAAGCCCCACGCAUGGAAUGGAAGGUGAAGGUGCGAAGCGACGGAACUCGCUACGUAGCCAAACGACCGGUGCGUGACCGGCUCCUGAAGGCCCGGGCCCUGAAGAUCCGUGAGGAACGGAGCGGCAUGACCACGGAUGAUGAUGCGGUGAGUGAGAUGAAGAUGGGACGGUACUGGAGCAAGGAAGAACGAAAGCAACAUCUGAUCCGGGCCCGAGAGCAGCGGAAACGGCGGGAAUUCAUGAUGCAGAGCCGGCUGGAAUGCUUGAAGGAGCAGCAGAACAGCGAGAGCAAGCACGAGCUCAACAUCAUCGCUCUGAGCCACCGCAAGACCAUGAAGAAGAGGAACAAGAAGAUCCUGGACAACUGGAUUACUAUACAAGAGAUGCUGGCCCAUGGAACCCGCUCAGCUGAUGGAAAGAGGGUCUAUAACCCUCUCCUUUCCGUCACCACCGUGUGAGGCUCCUGCCAGGCCUCUAACUGAGCUACCCAGUGCUCUCCCUCCAUAGCACACCCAGUCCCAUGAAUCUCCUGCUUCACAAGCCCGUUCCCUUGGAGACUAGGGUGUGGGCUGUGAGGUGUGUGUAUGUGUGUGUGUGUGUGUGUAAAACCCAAGUGUGCAUACCCAAGUUCAAUAUUAAGGCAUUGGGCCUGCUGUGUGUGUGUGUGUGUGUGUGUGUGUGUGUGUGUGUAAAGUCCAAUUUAUCUGCACACCUAAGGUCAGCAUUAAGGCACCAGGCCUGCUGUGUGUAUAUGUGUGUGUGUGU
Molecule: messenger RNA, 2657 nt
Organism: Antechinus flavipes (yellow-footed antechinus)
Lineage: Eukaryota; Metazoa; Chordata; Mammalia; Dasyuromorphia; Dasyuridae
Gene: PDZD4
Product: PDZ domain containing 4
Exons: 8
Coding region: 26-2350 (774 amino acids)
Molecular function (GO): protein binding
Source: RefSeq, a predicted model, not a curated record